Molecule: messenger RNA, 5190 nt
Organism: Haemorhous mexicanus (house finch)
Lineage: Eukaryota; Metazoa; Chordata; Aves; Passeriformes; Fringillidae
Gene: PRDM5
Product: PR/SET domain 5
Exons: 17
Coding region: 163-2061 (632 amino acids)
Biological process (GO): negative regulation of DNA-templated transcription; regulation of transcription by RNA polymerase II
Cellular component (GO): nucleus
Molecular function (GO): DNA-binding transcription activator activity, RNA polymerase II-specific; RNA polymerase II cis-regulatory region sequence-specific DNA binding; protein binding
Source: RefSeq, a predicted model, not a curated record
CUGGCCCCUCCCCUCAGGAGCCGGGGGAGCCCCCGCAUCCAGCCCCUCUUCCUGCCCCCUCCCCCGGACUCCCGCUCGCCGCUCCCGGUGGGAUGGAAGUCCCCCCGUAAGCUUCUUCCUUCUCCCCCGUAGCAGGCGGCGGGCCCCGAGUUCGGUGCAAAAAUGCUGGGCAUGUACGUGCCGGAUAGGUUCGCCCUGAAGUCGUCCCGGGUGCAGGACGGGAUGGGGCUCUACACGGCCCGCAGAGUGAAGAAGGGUGAAAAGUUUGGCCCCUUUGCAGGGGAGAAGCGAAUGCCGCAGGAACUGGAUGAGAACACAGACUGCAGGCUCAUGUGGGAAGUUCGUGGGAGCAAAGGCGAGGUCCUGUAUAUCCUGGAUGCCAGCAACCCACGCCAUUCGAACUGGCUGCGCUUUGUCCAUGAGGCUCCAUCCCAGGAACAGAAGAACCUGGCAGCCAUCCAGGAGGGGGAAAAUAUUUUCUAUCUGGCUGUGGAAGAUAUUGAAACAGACACAGAGCUUCUGAUUGGGUACUUGGACAGUGACAUGGAAGAAGAGGAGGAGGAGGAGGAAGAAGUAACUGUUAUCCAGGAAGAUGAAGACAGUGGCAGCAAUAAAGAAGUUCAGCCAGCUGGUGAAAAAACUGCAGAUCCCCUGACCUGUAAACAGGACCAUGCAUGCCCAAACUGUGAAUCCAGUUUUGCCAGCCAGGAGAUCCUAGCUGAGCAUCUGCAGACUUUGCACCAAAAACCCAGUGAGGAAAAGGAAUUUAAGUGCCGAAAUUGUGGAAAGAAAUUCCCUGUUAAACAAGCUCUACAAAGACAUGUCCUUCAGUGCACAGAGAAUAUCAGCCCAGGAGACUCCUCAAGAAGUUUCCAGUGCUCUGUUUGCAAUACUGCCUUCAGCUCGGAAUCGAGUUAUGAGCAGCACAAGGAAGCAUGCAGAGGGGAUGCCAGGUUCAUAUGCAAGGCAGAUAGCUGUGGGAAGAGGUUCAAGAGCAAGGAUGCCCUGAAAAAACACAAAGAAAAUGUUCACAGUGGAAAUUCUAGGAAGAAGCUGAUGUGUUCAGUGUGCAAUAAGAAAUGUUCCUCAGCAGCAAAUCUCCAGGAGCAUCGAAAGGUCCAUGAGAUCUUUGAGUGUCAAGAAUGUGACAAGAAAUUCAUUUCGGCAAACCAGCUGAAGCGCCAUAUGAUAACUCAUUCAGAAAAACGCCCCUACACCUGCGAGGUUUGCAAUAAGUCCUUCAAACGACUUGAUCAAGUGACUGCACACAAAAUAAUACACAGUGAAGAUAAACCUUAUAAAUGCAAGCUUUGUGGAAAGGGAUUUGCCCACAGAAAUGUUUACAAGAAUCACAAGAAGGUACAGCACAGGCAGCAGCACUGCGAGCUUCCCCACAGUGUCUCGUCCAUGUGUCCCAAGCCUGUUCUGGAGGAACCCCCUGUUGAGACCCAUUCUGAAGAGAGACCGUUCCAGUGUGAGGAAUGCAAAGCCCUGUUCCGAACCCCCUUCUCUCUACAAAGACAUCUGUUAAUCCAUAACAGUGAGAGGACCUUCAAGUGUGAUCACUGUGAUGCUACUUUCAAAAGAAAGGACACUUUAAAUGUUCAUAUUCAAGUUGUACAUGAUGGACAUAAAAAGUACAAGUGUGACCUGUGUGACAAAGCUUUUGUGACACCCUCAGUCCUGAAGAGCCAUAAGAAAACUCACACAGGAGAAAAAGAGAAGAUUUGCCCGUAUUGUGGACAGAAGUUUGCAAGCAAUGGAACACUGAGAGUUCAUAUUCGAAGCCAUACAGGUGAGCGACCUUACCAGUGUCCCUACUGUGACAAAGCUUUCAGCAAGAACGACGGCUUGAAGAUGCACAUUCGCACCCACACCAGGGAAAAGCCGUACCAGUGCUCGGAGUGUAACAAGGCUUUCAGUCAGAAGCGAGGCCUGGACGAGCACAUGAGGACCCACACCGGGGAGAAGCCCUUCCAGUGUGAUGUUUCUACCUUUUUUCACCAAAAUCAGUCUUCAGAAGGAGCCUUAUGCUGGCUGCACGCUGUCAGAGGCUGCUGAUCUUCUGGGCUUUGGACAUAACAGCAGUUGCCUCCACUGUUCAUUCCUGCAUGCUCCAGUCACCCAGGUGCCCACCAUGGUCUGUUGCUUAAUGCACACUUGGAGAGGGUUAAAAUUGGUGUUUUCAAUCAUUUCUCCUGAUUUUACCUGGGCUCCUGUUCCGCACAUGCUAGGGACACAGUACAUGUCACCCAGAGCAGCCCAUUCCUCCAGAGCUGUCUUGCAAAUUGCAUGAUUCCAGAUGUUUAUGUAGAAGUUACAGGCAAAGCUGUCGUAGACAAUUACAGAAAAACAUCCCUAUGGGGGACAUUUAUUGUGGGCUACCCAAUACUAAAUUUCAUUUUUACAUUUGAGUAUUUUCACCUACAGUUUUUUUUUUUUUCUGCUCAAGAUAGCUUUAGAUGCUCUAGUUAUUUUUCCAUGUGGUAAUUUGAGUGGUAAUUUAUGACAACAACUUCCACAAGUUCUUAUCUCUGGAAUACUACAUACCAAUUCUUUUAGUCUAUAUUUUUCCUUUGAAUAGAUUUUUUUUUUCCAGAGGCAGAAAUAAAAAUCAUGUCUUCUCUUCCUGUCUCAUUCUCCUCUCUCUCAGGCACAUGGAACAGUCAUUACAGUGCAGGAUUGAGUUACAUGUGAAACUAAUCCUUGUACUCUGUUUGAGGAAGGUGCUACAGUUUAUUUAUGUGUCUAUUCUCGUGUCUUAUCAGUCAGCAAAGCAUUUUCAGACCUUAAUGUCUCAAAGCUCUCACAUCCCACGGAUCAUAGCGGAAAUUGAAUAUUCCCAUUUUAAGAUGGCAAUUCUAAUACAUGUCACCCAGAAAAGUGAAAAUAACUGAAAUAUGGAAAUAGAAAUGCAAUUUUUCAUAGAAAAUUAGAUGUCUGUCCUCUCCAGACCAGCCUGUUUUUUACUGGAAGGCCAAUUGAGCUUCAGUUUCUCAGAGACAAUAGAUUAUUUUAGGGGGGCAUAAAGGUCAAGUACUGCCUGUCCUGGUUUCUUUCCAAUACAGUAUUUCCUUCUACUCUGCCUCUGGUUGACCUUACACUUUAUUUCAAAUGUCAGUCUUUCCAUCCUCCCUACCUGACCAAAACUUUGAUCAUUUUGAAGAGACUGAUAAGAGCUCAAGUGCACAUUAGCAAGGAAGAUUGUAAAUCUGUAAAAUAUCAGUCUUGCUUACAAAAUUGAUAUACAAAUCAAACUGUUUAAAAAAAUCCCCAAACCUUUUCUGCAUAAGAACAGCACAGGAUGUGCCAUACCUUUAAUAACCCUGUGCACUUCAUGUGUUUUUUGAAGAAGGAAGGUAGCACAACAUGUUAGAGCCUUGGAGGAACAGAAGGACACAUUAUAUUGGUCACACGAGCAGAAAAAAAUGAAAUAAAUGUUCUUUGAGGCUGUGUUAUAAGCUGUUUAUUUUAGAAAUGAAGGGAUGUGUGUAAGAUACACAAAACACACACAUAUCUUGUCUGUGUGUAUGUCCCUGAUUGGCCUCCUGGCUCUCAAGAAACAUGGAGUAUUUACAAGUGUGUGACACUUCCAGCACACUGGGAUUCGUGGCUGUGAUUAGAUAAAUGUUAUGGGUUCCCUUUGUGUGCUCUGUGAAGGGGAAACAGAAACCUGGCUUUGCCAGAAGCAGUGCUCAGAGCUGACCAGUGGGUGCUGUAAUUGAGGUUCACUGUCAGUAACGAAGGGGUGGCUGUUGCUUGGGUCUCAAAGAGGUUUAUUCAGAGAUUAUUCACUGGGGAAGAGCAGGAGAGCUGCUGUAUGAAGGUCUUCAGCAUUAUGUCAUGUCAGAAAGUCAAAAAUGUUCUAGUGCAGCAGCACACACAGUGUCGGGAGAAAUUAUUUUGGGUACAAAACUUGCCUCUGGCCAUGGCCAUUUUAUGGUCAUUUACUGGUUUAGCCUUAUUUGGCAUAAAAUCCAUAUGCUGGAGGUCAAGAUGAUCUACUUGGAUGGUCAGCUCUUGUUGUGGUUUCAAAAGGAAUAAGUCAUCAUUCAGCAUUUGCAGUAGUUGGGUGCCAAUAUAAAUUUAAAGCUUUGUUUUUCUCCAGAGGGAUUGUCCUGGUUUCCUUGAGUUUUUUUCUGCAUGAAAGAGAUGUUGUCUGGAAUGAACAUGGAAUUUUAAGAGUGCAAGCCUAUGGAUGUUCAUUCUUGUUUCAUUAUAUGACUCUUGUCUAUUUCAUUUGUCAAAUCAGCAGCUGCUUCCUUUUCUUUUUUUCUUCAUUUCCCUGUCAAAUUUGUGCUAGAAUAUUUCCUUGCACAAUAAGUAAGUGUGACAGUGUAACUGCACAGUUGUUGAGUUGGUGUCCUGCCUUAACUUUUAAUUCCAACUUUUCUUUGCUGAACUUGUUCUUUUAACCUUUGUGUUCUUUUAACCUUUUGUGUUUUUCAUUUUAACUUCAGUACAGGGGUUUUAUAAAGGAAUGGCUUUAGUAUGGGCAGAGUCCCUCAUGCCUCUGUUCAUCUCUUCAAAUGGCAGAAUGAACUGGACUGCCUGGAGUACAGUGGAGGAAGGAGAGCAGCACACCAGAUAAUAAUGCAAAGGAAUUGCACCUUCUUUUACCAGAUGUCUGCCAUUUUCUUGGCCAGGUAGAGAAAGGUAGAACAAUGAGGUUUCCUUUACAUUAGUAGUUAAUCUUUCUUGCAGUUUUCAGAACCUGUUCCUUCUCACUCCUCCCUCCUUGCAGCUGAGCAGUUGAAACUGAUUCUUUUGAAAGCUGCAGGUGUCAUUCUAGAGGUCAGGAAGGAAAUAUGUAAUUUGAACUGAUGUUUGCUCAUGUUGUUUUGUCACAAUUUUUGCUGCAUCCCAGACAGAACAAUAGCUUUUAAAAAAACCAGAACAAAGCACCACGAUAUUACCAGAACAUCUCAAUGUGUUGGUAUUUUGAAGAUUGAGUCUAUUUUAGAUAGACAACAUCCUUGUGCUUGUGGUAGCACUCCUAAUAUACAGCAUAAAAAAUGCCAGGCAGAGUAAAAAUCUUUCAGGUGCUCUCUGAAGGAAUUUUUCUUCCAAUGACCAGCUCAUUUAUUAAGUUCUGCAGGUAUGUGUGGCUGUGGCCUCAGUGAUGUAACCUUAGGAGUGUUGCACAUGCUUGAAGUUGUAAUACUUGGUUUGUCUUUGUCUUGUGUUCAC